Messenger RNA from Haliotis rubra (blacklip abalone), 3169 nucleotides. RefSeq lists its product as uncharacterized. The record is from RefSeq and is a predicted model, not a curated record. Bases 37 to 2757 code for a protein of 906 amino acids. Lineage: Eukaryota; Metazoa; Mollusca; Gastropoda; Lepetellida; Haliotidae. The transcript is spliced from 3 exons.
AUUCCGGUAGGAUUACACCAUGACGUGACGCGAACCAUGAAUAACCACAAACUUUUCUACGGCAGGGCCCGGACCGUGUUCGGGUGCCGGGUGAAGCGGGUGUGGUUCCAGCUCAAUCCGUUCCUCGAACGAACCAAAGUCAAGGACGACGAACAUGGCGUCUAUCAACCAAGUAGCAAGUUUGUCCUCCCCCUGCAGUCCAUUGUCCUCUGUGAGGACAUGAACUCAGAUGCUGAUCCAGGAUGGCAGGAAAUCUCCGCAGCCUCGUUCUGGGACUACCUGUACUCCAACUCGUGGGGUGAGGAGUGUUCGCUGAGGGUGAUGGAUGGUGAGCUGCUGGAACUGUUGCUGACCACGCUGUUCGCCAUGGAUCGGGACCAGGAGGUGGCCAGCCACAACACCUUCGCCUAUACCACCAACACACGUGUCAACCAUGCCUACUUCAAGUCUGCAGAAGCAAAGAAGAAAGAGCAUUUCAUAAAUGAGACCCUACUGAUAGAUUUCACCUACUACGGUAGACGCACACGCCCAAUGGAGAUGGACUUUUCUGGCAGUACCGUCUACCCAUUCAGUCUGACAUCUUCUCGGGGACUAUCCUCUUCAGACUACACCUCCACAAGCUUAGAGAGCUCAGAAGGAACGCCAUAUAAGUCUCCCGAACGACCUCCGAUUCCUGUUCAAAACACUUUGGAAAGUUCUGAAACCAGCCCUCUUCUGUUUUCUGUACGUCAGCCUAAGUCUGUGAAAGUCGAUACAGUGAAUAUUAAGCUCGUUGAUAGUGGUCUUCUUGGAAUCAAAGGACCAGUAAGAGCUAUUCCUGUUACUGCUUUGGUCAAUACGUCACCCUUUGAUAGCAGCGGAUCUACCAUGAUAAAGUCAUUCAUAAAAGAAAGUUCGCUUCUGUUAGCAAAGAAAAAGACAAGUCAUCAUCAAGCGAAAGGUGGAACAUCUGAUCAAGACCGUAACUCUCCCAUACUUGGUAAUCAGCGUGCCAGGAGACAGUCAAAGAUGCCCACUGUGUUUGAAACAAGGAACCGGCGUCAACAAACACCAACAGUCGAGUCGCCAACAGCAGCACCUGGAUCUCAACGCUCAGAAUCCACAACGGAUAACACAGAAAGUUCCGAAACCGGACUCCGCCUCUUGGAAUUCAACCUGGCUAAGCUUCCAUGCUCAGAAAGGACAAAGGCAGGCCUUGAAAACUGGAAGUUGGAUAAGUAUGCUUAUAUCAGAAGUCCCCCAGGGAAUGAAUACUUUCUCCAAGACAAUGAUACAGCUAAUGAAAACAUCUCAGCCAGGGAGAAGCUUCUUAAGAACAGGAACAGGAUGAAUGCGAGAAGGGAGGAAGAACGUAAGGAGGAGCAGGCGAGGAUGAAGUUCUUCGAGAAGAAGUCUCCAAAACCACUGAAGUAUGAGGAGGAAGUCAAACCAGAAAAGCCUCUUCUACGAUGUUUCAGUCAUGCGCCAUCGUUUUGUACAUUUCUCCAGUGGUUGGAAGGCGACAAUAAGUUUGAUCCGAGAUUCAAGAAGGGGAAACAGAGGAAAAAGAAACUGAUGAAGAAAUACAAGUUAAAAUCGAGUGAAAUUCAGCUGGACGCCAGCACUAAAUCGUCUCGAUCAAGUGUUUCUCGAUCAAGUGUUUCCCGAUCAAUAGGCGGUACUGGAUCACCAACUAUGGAUGAUAUCCAUGGCAUUACGAAGCCGGUUGUGAAUCGUAGAAAUGGGGCAGAUUUCAUUCGCUUUGCUGAGGAAGCAGGAGGUGUGACGGACAGUCCAGCUGUCAAAAACACUCUCCUGGCUAGAGAGUGUAUUGACACACAUGAAGCAGAGGAGGAGGUGUUCCCUUUAGGGGGACAUAUAUCACGACCACCUCGACAAAAGAGAAUGUCGUUCAGUGCAGAACCAAAUAACGGCCCAUCCGAAGGAAACAGUGACUUCCAUGCGAGGCAGUCAGAUAAGAGACGAAAGUCAUUAGAUGUCAAAGAUGGCCCUAGAAGCUCGUCUCGUUCAUCACUAGCAAGCCCUGGCCAGAAAUCUAACUCCCUUUCUAGUAAGGAGUCGUCUUCUCGGAUAAAAUCAUCUACCUCCUCACAGAAACUUUCCAGAGCUAGUUCGGGAUCAAAAUCAGGAGGAUCUCUCUUCAAGAAGAAUGAUCUAAGGUCACCUGGGAGAGACACAGACCUGGAGACAGAAUCUGCGGAUACAGAAUCAGAUGAGGAAUCGGAACUGGAAGACUCGUUGUUCGAUACGAACAAACUCAAUAAGCGGUACAGCUUUGAGAAACUGAGAGGCAAAAACUACCACAAGAAGAAACCUGCAUUUUUCGACAUCUUGAAGAAGUACUACCGUGUCCAGAAAGCCAUGAAUAUGCUCAGGGGGCCAUCCAAGAUGUCUUCUGUAAUUAGCAACGCUAGUAAGACUACGACAGCUAAAGCCAAGCCUAGCAGAAACAAACCCGUUGCAGGACUCCUUCGUCGACUCACGAGACCAGUCAAGCCAAAGAGGGACAUUGUCUUGGGGAAAAUAAAAACAUUUAAAUUCCAGCAAUUCAAUAACCAUCAACUCAAGAUACCAGAUGUAGAAGUUCCAGAUUUUUCCGAGUAUCCUAUGAAUGACUUCGUCGCUAACCUUGUCAAGGCCCUGGAUGACUUUGUGGUCCGCAAAGAGAAUGUUAUUUCCAGCUACGGCAUGGAGACAAUCACCACAGUCACAUUUACUCGACCUCAAGUCUUCACGAAAAUGCUGCAUAUUGGAUAAACUGUUCCAAGACCUUAACGUCUCUAUGUUGAACACAUCAGUCUGAUGAUGUCGCUUUCCCUUCAAUAUUAUCCAACAGGUUGGCUCAUUUCUGAUUUAAUUGUGAUGUUUAUAGUCUGAUUUGCUUCUUUUUGUAAUAUAUUUGUGGUCUAUAUCUGACUACGUCAGUCACUAACGCUCUCAAUGACCUCAUGCAGUUAAUGACGACAUGGUUCAUUAUGAUUUCAAAUGGUGUUUCGAGUGUUUUGCAAUGUAAUCUUCUUUGGUCAGCUGUUCUGGAAAUUUGAUUGGUCAAAAACUGUAUUUAAUGUCGUUAUGAAUAUGGCCGUACCACUUAUGUGUGCAUAUAUAGGCAUCAAUUUAACCCCCAUCACUACCCAAAGUAGGUAAUAAAUCUACUGUUUAAACAGAA